GAAAAAUCAUAAUAAGUAAUUCUUACUGAAAAAUUAACAACGUGUUUGGCGCCAUCUAUUUGAAAGCUUGUGCGCUUAUCACACGCAUUGAAAUGCAACUCGGCGCAAUCAGCUGUUCAACAGCUGUUAGAACAACUAAAAACAGUUGAAAAAAAUUCUAACUAGCAACAUGCAGCACUGAAAUUUAUUGUGAGCUGAAACACAACAACAACAACAAGAGGUGUAGUAUUUACCAAAUCAAGUUGAACUACUUGCCGAAUAUGAUGCCCGCAAAAACGGAUUCACGUCGCCGCCUCAAUGCCACCAAUGGGGCCACAAUUGGCGACUACACAAAAGUCCCAGAAGGUCACAGCGUCACAGAUGGCUUUGUGCACGAGCAAUGGGUAGCUCCAAAUGUGGAGGAAACGACUCCGUGGAAGACGAUUGGCAUAAUUCUUACGUUAUUCAUUGGUGGCACGGUAUGCAUAUGUUGUGCUACUUUGGAUUGGCUAGCGGACGUUAAUCAAGAUCGCACCGAUCGCGUCUGGGCGCUGAUCGUAAUUGGAGCACUCACCAUUAUACCAGGCGGAUAUUACUUCUAUAUACUUGCAUGUAUUUUAUUGCGUCGAGGCGGAUACUCGAUGGACGACAUUCGUCGUUUGGGUUAAGAGACCGUACUUAGUAUACACUUAUAUAUCGGUUAUGUAUUGUAUAUUUAUUGCAUUUUCACUAAUGGCAUGUAGUCAGAGAACUCGGCAUUUAUUGUAUAAAAAUAUUGUAAAUAUAUAUAGUGUAUAUACAUA
This is a messenger RNA of Drosophila nasuta, 782 nucleotides long. RefSeq lists its product as uncharacterized. Gene Ontology annotation, cellular component: endomembrane system. The record is from RefSeq and is a predicted model, not a curated record. The coding region runs from base 261 to 647 and encodes 128 amino acids. NCBI's taxonomy places the organism in Eukaryota, Metazoa, Arthropoda, Insecta, Diptera, Drosophilidae. The transcript has a single exon.